Molecule: messenger RNA, 1536 nt
Organism: Penicillium odoratum
Lineage: Eukaryota; Fungi; Ascomycota; Eurotiomycetes; Eurotiales; Aspergillaceae
Product: chlorogenic acid esterase precursor
Exons: 4
Coding region: 1-1536 (511 amino acids)
Source: RefSeq, a predicted model, not a curated record
AUGCCAUCUCCGAAAUUGUUCCUCGUGACAAUUCUUUCCGCCUUGAAAGUCUUUGGUGCCCCAACUUCAAGCUCAAACACAGGGCUCCUGGUUCAAACAACCAGCGGAUCAAUUGAAGGCUUCUUCAACGCCUCUACCCCUGAUGUCCGACAAUUUCUCGGCGUUCCUUUUGCAGAACCUCCUGUUGGAGAUCUCCGCUUCGCCCGUCCACAGGCAUUCAAGUCCAAGAGAACUUUGAAAGCACACAAACUUCCAAACUCUUGCAUGCAGCAGUUCAGCUUAAAUAGCUCGACGAUUUAUACCACCUACGAGACCGAGUUCCUGGUAAAUGGAGGGAACUCGGAGGAUUGUCUUUAUCUCUCUAUUUGGGCACCUCGCGUCGAGAAUAUUCAAUCCCAGCAACGUCCGUUGCCGGUUCUUCUUUACAUUCCUGGUGGUGGGUUCACCAGCGGAGGUGAGAAUUCUCUAUAUAAGAUUCCGGAUCAAUGGGUCCAGCGGACACAGUCACACAUUGUUAUUGUCAUGAACUACCGUGUCAAUAUCUUCGGCUUCCCCAAUGCCAAAGGACUGGAAGAUCAAAAUCUUGGAUUCCUGGACCAAAGACUUGCCGUUGAAUGGGUCCACGCCAACGUGGGAAACUUCGGUGGUGAUCCCGAAAGAAUCACCCUUUGGGGCCAGUCAGCCGGUGCAGCUAGCGUCAGCGUCUACCCCUACGGAUACCCCGAGAAUCCCCUUGUAGCGGGACUCAUUGCUGACUCGGGCGGCCCGAGCAUCAUCACCAACACAGAUACAGCGCAUACCAAUUUCACCUUCAUCGCUGGACUGGUAGGCUGCGAUAACCUCAGUUCUGACAAGGAGCUUAGCUGUGUGCGAAAGGUACCCGCACAGACUCUGGAAAAUGCCUUAUCAUACUACAGUGGCAAUGGAACUAAGCCUUCAGUUUCUUUUACGCCGGUCGUGGAUAAUAAGACCUCUUUUGCGAAUUUCACACAACGGGUCUUGGAUGGGAAGAUUUCGAAGACGCCUAUGAUUAUUGGUAGUAAUGCAAAUGAAGGAGCGGGUUUCGUCUCAUUCACGCCUAAUGGACCUGGAGCCAGCGCUCUCGCGUCCGCAACGAAGAUAAUCUCAUGUCCCGUUGCCGAAGAAGUUAGGAAUCGGAACCUGGGAGAUUUACCAACAUAUCGUUACCAGUAUGCUGGGAACUUCUCGAAUAUCUCUCCCUUGACUUGGUUCGGUGCGUACCACAGCUCAGAGCUACCGCUGAUUUUUGGGACACAUGACGAAUACCGCGCUCGUUCCACUGAAUUUGAGUGGGAGGUUAGCUAUGCGAUGGAGGCACUGUGGCUUUCUUUCGCUGAGGAUCCUGUUCGAGGGCCUGCUCGUGUUGCGAUUGGGGACGCGCUGGAUAAUCCUAAUCAGCAGAGUUACUUUUCCUGGCCGAAAUUUCGGCAGGGUGGGGAAGAUAUGCUACUUCUUGCUCAGGACGAGAAGUUGAUGCAGCUUGUUUCUUCGGAUAGCAUUGAUGAUUCUUGUUAA